This is a messenger RNA of Sturnus vulgaris (Common starling), 2149 nucleotides long. RefSeq lists its product as uncharacterized. NCBI's taxonomy places the organism in Eukaryota, Metazoa, Chordata, Aves, Passeriformes, Sturnidae. The record is from RefSeq and is a predicted model, not a curated record.
CCGGCAUAUCUUGGGACUCGUCCCGGCUUGUCCCGCCCGUUGCCCCGGGGCUCUCCAUGGCCCUGCCCGUCGUACACAGGUGCCUCCAACUCACUGAUGAAAAUGAGCAGUUAAUCAAGAAGGUGAAAAAACUACAGAUAAAAAAUAAGGAACUAGAAAAGAAUCUGGGUCAGAUCCAAGAACAGCUGUAUCUGCAGCAGUUCAUGCAUGUCUGUGGCUCAAGCAGAGAUGUUCAGGUUCAAACAGAAACCCAUUUAUGGCAUAAGGGUGGAGACAACAAGGAUGUGGUUCUAGAGAGUGAGAGUGUCAGAUUACUUCAGAUGUAUAAUGAGCUACAGAAACGUUAUGUUAAAGAAACCAAAAUAAACAAGGAGCAAAGUGAAGCAAUUAAAAAUCUCACUAUUAAAAUUAAUGAGCUAGAGCAUAAUCUUCAAGAACAGAGGCAAAGAAUUGAGCAACUGGAAUGUAAAAAGGUUUCUUGGAAAACUAGUGCUGUUUCUGGAAAACGAAGUCAAACUCCAGAGGGAGGAGUAACUUCUCACAGGGACAUUUCUGCAAAGGAGGAAUCCUGUUGCAGUAGAUAUUUAGAGCUAUUGUUGAAGGAGAUUAAAAAGCUGAAGAAAGAAAAUGGAAAGUUGUCUGCAGAAAAGAGAGCACUAAAAAAUGAACUAGCUGGAUUAGACAAGGAUUUUUUUGAAGAGGUAGAAGAUCUAAAACAUGCUGUACAGGAAUCUAUGAAACUGAACAAUGAGUAUGAAAAGUGUUUGAAACAAAUAAGUGUAAUAUAUGGACUUCCUUUUACAGCACAUUUGUAACUACUGGGUAAUUUAAUGCCAGUUAGAAUUUACACAUAUUUUUUAUACUUACUGCAGCAUAUAAACCUACCAUUACUUAAAUGAUACUACAGUUUGGUCAUAUAGAUUCAGAAAUGUGAUCUCAAUAUGACAAGUGCUCGGAAAUGUUGUAUUUCGUGACCUUGAAUUUUUUUGUUGUUUUAUGCAUUUUUAAAUAAACUGUGAUCUGCAUAACUUCAACUAAGUUUCAAACCCAUCUCUUUCAUACUUGCACAAUAUAUUCUGGUGGUGGGUGUUUAUGGGAAUACAAUAAAAUUGUUUUAUUUUGCAGAAUUUCUCCAGUUCUUUUCUAUAGGCUACAUAAAAUCAAAGUGUCUGUGUAGAUUUGUCAAACUGUGUGAAUUUCAGCCCUGAGGAUGUGCUAUGCAAACAGAAAUUAAUUCUAUAAUUAAAUUAUUGCAGAGGAGUUUCCUAAAAGAAAAAUGCUUAAUCUCUGCUUGGAAUUUUUCUUCAAUCCAAAUAAUAAAUGAAAAACUGUGGAUGAAGGAAAGAUUUAGUGUUCAGAAUUGGAAAGUGUAUUCAGAGCAUUUUGCAUCAUCAAAAGAAGAAUUAAUCAGAACCUCUUUUUUGAUUCAAGGGUGAGGUACUCAAGGAACUUUGGUAUUUGAAGAGCUGAAAAGGAAAGGGGGUAGUGCAGAAAGUCACAGUCCACAAGGCAGAAAUGUCGUGUUGCUUCAGGGAGGGCGAGCUGGGAAUGAAAAGAGGCAACUCCCAGUUACAAGUGUAAUUUGCAGAACCUUGUGAGAUUUGAAUCUGAACUUGGUUGUAACGACAUCCCAUGAAAGUUUAACAUAGCUACAUUACAGAACUAUAUUUUUCUGAAAGGUGUAAAUCUCUGCCUUUGUGAUGGGAGAGUUGAGUGAAAACUGUUUAGGGUAGAAGGACUUAGCUUGCUUAUAACCUAAUACAGCCUCUUUAGCUUCAUAAAAAUACAUGGACACUCCUGAGGGAUAGGACUAGGAGUAAGAUUAAGACUCUCAUGUCCCUCUCGGUUUGUUAGGACAGUUUAUGCAGUUGUAAUUUAAUAAAGAAAUUUGCCUCAAAGCAUGUGUGGUGUUCAGAGUUGCAUGUUCACUAAGUGAUCGGGUAAAGCUCCAGAGCUCCUUGUGCUUGCUCUGGCUAUAGACCACUGCGUUCCUGUUUAAUUCUUGGCUCACUUGUAAAUGAAAACUGGAUAAUAUUCUGAACAAGAGAUGGAAAAGGGAAACAAGCCCACAUUGCCAGUAAACUUGAUGGAAGAAAAUAAGGGGGAUAGCAUUUAUAACUGAAAAUUUUAAGUGGAAAAAUGUUUGUAA